CGUCACAGUUGUCGUCUCUAUAACCCUAUAAGUAAAACAAACCAGUUCAGUCAGUUAAUAGCCGCCUCAAGGGACAGUACAACAAAUAUUUCUUUGAAAGAGCUCUUGUUUCUAGAGACAGUCAUCUGUGGACUAUCGAGAUAGAUUUCAAUUCUUGUGUAGAGAAAGAGACGAAAUGAAGUCUUUCCUCAUUACGAUACAGUGCAUCAGUACGUGCCUGCUAGCUAUGCUCCCGAGUGGCACUGGACAUGGUCGUCUGUGGGACCCACCAAGUCGUAGUACAAUGUGGAGGCAGGGCUUUCAAACACCUGCCAACUACCAGGAUAAUGAGCUGAAUUGUGGAGGCUUCGGAUAUCAAGUCUCUAAAGGUUAUAAAUGUGGUGUUUGCGGGGACCCGUUCGAAGGGGAGAGAAAAAAUGAAGAAGGUGGACUGUACGAUACAGGCAUCAUUAGUCGAACUUAUGAACAGGGGCAAAACGUGACCAUCCAAAUAGAUCUAACAGCCAAUCAUAAAGGAUUUUUCGAAUUCAAACUUUGUCCAAAAACCAUCAAUAAUGAAAGGACAACCCAGGAGUGUCUUGACCUCUACCCACUGGCAUUAGCUGACGGCUCUGGAACGAAAUAUAUGAUAGCCACCAGUGAUUCUAAAAUGUUCCAAGUGAAUGCUGUUCUACCUGCGAGCCUCACCUGUGAACAUUGCGUACUUCAGUGGAGGUAUCAUGCAGGUAACAGCUGGGGUCAGAAUGCUGACGGGACUGGAUGUAUUGGAUGUGGAUAUCAGGAGGAGUUCUACGGUUGCGCUGAUGUUCGAAUCGUUUCUCGAGGCACUGCCAUUAUACCUGGAGUCUAUCCUACUUACAAAGUGGGAGUCAAUGUAAAAAACACUGUACAAGUUACCAAGGAACCCACAGUUUAUGAGACAGUUUAUGAGACCAGCCCGACUCCUGAAAACAAGGGCGGAGCAGAGUGCCAGGGUGUGCCAGGCAGGGGGGACUUGAACAACUGGUGUCAAAUCAACUGUAAAAUGGGCUACUGCCCAGCCUCUCACUGCACGUGCAAGAGCGAAGUCUCAUCAGCGAUCAAGUCAUGUACAGGAGCUGGGGCCUACGCUAACACUCCAGGCAUGGAUGGCUGGUGUUUGGUCAACUGUGCUGCAGGCUACUGUCCAAGUACACACUGUAAAUGUAGUUAGUAGUUAAUAAUAGAGUCAAGAGUUUGACUUUGAAAAUCACUCGCUUGUAACUGACAUCCUACAAAGUCUACAAGUAAAAAUGUUUUGUUGUAUUUUUAUCUUCAACUGAUAUUAAUAGUCAUUUCACUAUUUCAAUAGUUUUUACACUUAAUUUUUUUUGUUAUGUCUCACUAAAUUACUUAAAGUUUGAAUUAUAUCAGUAUUUCUUUGACUAUAAACUAAAAUGUGUAAUAUCCAGAGCACUUUGUUGGAAAGUCAGCUGAAUCUAAAUAUUGUAUGAAUCUGAAUGAAAUCAAGUUGAUUUUGUUUCUGUUCUCACAAACUCCAGCAAUGUUUAAAUAAGAAAUACAAAUGUGUAAAUGUA
This is a messenger RNA of Biomphalaria glabrata, 1556 nucleotides long. RefSeq lists its product as uncharacterized. NCBI's taxonomy places the organism in Eukaryota, Metazoa, Mollusca, Gastropoda, Planorbidae. Bases 176 to 1192 code for a protein of 338 amino acids. The transcript has 5 exons. The record is from RefSeq and is a predicted model, not a curated record.